AUGGCGGCGAUUACCAUGGUGGGUUCUAACAGAUCGAGGUUGAGAAGGUCUUCGCUGCAAUCCUGGGUCAACGGAUUCGCCCCUCUCUCUGUCGGCGCUGAUGUUCCAGCGGCGGUUCAGGAAUUCAGCCGGACUCUGUUCAACAUGAGGCCCCCCGACAUUUCCCUGUUCGUGUCGAAGGUGAUCUUCAGCAGCGAUCUCCGGGGAGUUCUCGGGCUGGUGAAAGUCCCUUGUUGCAUUAUGCAAACCGCUCAAGACGCGUCGGUGCCGGCAUCGAUGGCUAUCUACCUGAGAGACCAUCUCGGCGGCCGAAACACCGUGGAGAUGCUGGACACCGAAGGCCACCUACCCCAUCUCAGUGCCUCUCAGCUACUGGUCCGCAAGCUCCGCCGUGCCCUUUGCCGGUGA
Messenger RNA from Cucurbita pepo subsp. pepo (vegetable marrow), 408 nucleotides. Lineage: Eukaryota; Viridiplantae; Streptophyta; Magnoliopsida; Cucurbitales; Cucurbitaceae. The record is from RefSeq and is a predicted model, not a curated record.